AUGUCGAAAGUGUAUAAAACAGUGGUAGUGUUUGCUGACAGAUUUGUACCAAAUAAAUUACGUCCUCUGUGGGAACAUGAAGCAGGACCAAAGACAAUUUUUUUCUGGGCUCCAGCGUUUAAAUGGGCACUAGUAGCGGCAUCUGUCGAUGAAUAUCGCCGUCCAUUAGACACUGUGUCUCCAACCCAAUCCGCUACGCUUGCAGCUACUGGCCUCAUCUGGACCAGAUACUGUUUGGGUUUGGUGUUCGCUGGCUUAGGCGAUCUAAAUCGUCCGGUCGAAGCCCUUUCCCUGUCUCAAAGUUUAUCUUUAGCUGUCACCGGUCUCAUUUGGUCCCGAUAUUCUUUGUUAGUUUUCCAAGUUUAA
Molecule: messenger RNA, 366 nt
Organism: Leptosia nina
Lineage: Eukaryota; Metazoa; Arthropoda; Insecta; Lepidoptera; Pieridae
Source: the annotation of a GenBank genome assembly